Molecule: messenger RNA, 303 nt
Organism: Candidula unifasciata
Lineage: Eukaryota; Metazoa; Mollusca; Gastropoda; Stylommatophora; Geomitridae
Source: the annotation of a GenBank genome assembly
AUGGGUGCCGCGGCAGCAAGGACUUCAAGCGUAGCGAAGAUUAUUAAACCUCAUAUACCACUGAUCAAGUUUCCUCUCAGAGAACCUUCUCCAUUGCUAAAGGAAAUUGGAACCCCUGUUGCAGGAAAGCAAUUAGCUCCAAAUACUGUUAUCAACACAACAGUUGCUAACCAAGUUCCUAGUACAGCUUCAAAAAGGUCUACUGGUUCAGUUAUAGAUUCAUCUGAGCUUCCACAGAAAUACAGAAGAAAACCUAUAAGUAAAGAAGAAAUGGAAAUCAUAGAGAAAGGCGGCCCAGUGUGA